Molecule: messenger RNA, 819 nt
Organism: Manihot esculenta (cassava)
Lineage: Eukaryota; Viridiplantae; Streptophyta; Magnoliopsida; Malpighiales; Euphorbiaceae
Product: importin subunit beta-3-like
Exons: 5
Coding region: 96-752 (218 amino acids)
Biological process (GO): protein import into nucleus
Cellular component (GO): nucleus; cytoplasm
Molecular function (GO): nuclear import signal receptor activity
Source: RefSeq, a predicted model, not a curated record
CAAUUUCGAGAAAUUUCAUUUUUUUGGAGCGAGCUAACAAUAUUUGAUUCCUUGAGUUGUUGGCCUCAAAACAGAAAUCGUUUUCUCAUUCUCUAAUGUUACAGGGAUCAAUAGAUAACUUAGAACUCUUGGUAGAGCUACCUAUAAAAGCUGCUGAGGACACCCAUUUCCGAGUGCGUUGGGCAGCUAUAAAUGCAAUUGAGGAGUUUUCCAAUGAUUUGAAACCUGAAUUUCAGCUUCAGUAUUAUCAACAAGUGCUUCCUGCUUUGUCAAAAGCUUUAAACCUUUCCAUGCAUCCCUGCAUUCAGGUACAAGCUGCAAGCUCGCUGUUUUACUUCAGUAAGCAUUGCACUUCAGAUCAACUGACACCUUACAUGGAUGAAAUUGUCCAUAACCUGCUAAGAUGUAUACAGAAAGGGAAUCAUCUACUGGAAGAGGAGGCUUUAACAGCAGCAGCAUCUCUUGCUUCAUCAGCAGAGGAUUGGUUUCAAGAGCAUUACCGAAAUGUUAUGCCUUAUUUGAGAGUUGUAAUGAUGAAAGCAGCAGCGGAAUCUGAUAGCAUACUCCUUCUUAAAUCUUUAGAGUGCAUCACUUUGGUUGGAGUUGCAAUUGGAAAGGAGAAGUUCAGUGACUAUAUUCAAAUGGUUGUACAAUUGCUUAUCUCCUUGCAAGAAUCUGAACUGAAGAUUGAAGAUCUAAUGAGAAAUCAAGUGUUACUAGUAUGUCAAUACUAUUAUUUCAAUUUCUUUUAAAACAGAGUUUCAUUCUUCCUUCUUUCCUAUAUUUCCAUAAACCUUGUAACAUGCAGUUGUGUUACAG